Molecule: messenger RNA, 2167 nt
Organism: Prosopis cineraria
Lineage: Eukaryota; Viridiplantae; Streptophyta; Magnoliopsida; Fabales; Fabaceae
Product: lectin-domain containing receptor kinase VI.3-like
Biological process (GO): protein phosphorylation
Cellular component (GO): plasma membrane
Molecular function (GO): protein kinase activity; carbohydrate binding; ATP binding
Source: RefSeq, a predicted model, not a curated record
UCGACAACAAUGGCUGCAUCAUCAUCGUUAACACUUGGUUUUCUGCUCCAUCUUCUUCUUCUCCUUCUUGUUUCAGCCACGGCUCAAGAAGACACCCAGUUUUCCUAUGAGGGAUUCGAUGACAAUGGGAAUCUGACUCUUCAAGAAGCUGCGCAAGUUACGACUGAACGUACGCUUCAGCUCACCAACAUGUCCCGCGAUAUUGUAGGCCGUGCUUUCCAUAACAGAAGCAUUCAGAUGCUUCACAAUUCAUCAGACCAGCGACAGAAAGCUUCUUCCUUUAGCGCAUACUUCGUUUUCUCCAUUGUCCCCUCAACCUCUGCUCCCGGCGGCUUCGGCCUUGCUUUCGUCCUAGCACCAUUCAAGGAUAUGUUUGAAGACGCUAGAGACGGCCACUAUCUUGGUAUUUAUAACGAUUCCAACUAUGCGAAUGGCAUAUUUGCUGUGGAAUUUGAUACGGUGAAUGGCUCUGGAGAAGGAGAGUCAGACUCAGAAGCGAACGAAGUUGGGAUCAAUAUUAAAGACACAACCUCAUUUGUCUCUGAACGAGCUGCUUACGUUGGGAACGAUUCUAAAAGGGUAAAUUUCAGUUUCGAGGAAGUUGAUGCUGUACAAGCUUGGAUAGAUUAUGAUGGUGACAACAAAAUUGUGAAUGUGACUGUAGCUCCGAUGUCAGUGCCAAGACCCUCCACACCACUUUUAUCAACGAAACCUGCCGAUUUUAACCUUACCGCCGUUAUAACCCAAGACAUGUACGCCGGUUUCUCAGCAUCAACAGGGGCAAGCAAAGCAAGCUCUCAUUACAUUCUGGGAUGGAGCUUUGCAGUCAAUGCCCCUGCUCGCAUGCUUGACUUUUCCAAGCUUCCACGCCCACCAUCAAAAGUCAAAGACCCUUCCUCUUUUCCUUGGGUAAACUUUGCCAUAGGAGUUUUGUCUUCUUUAACCUUGAUAUUAUUGCUUUCUUUGUGCUCUGUAACGUUGUACAAGAGGUACACCAAUUUUGAAACUCUCGAGGAUUGGGAGCUAGAUUGUCCUCACAGAUUCAGAUACAGAGAUCUCCGUACGGCAACAAAAGAUUUCAAGGAGAGUGAGCUAAUAGGAGUUGGAGGCUUUGGUUCUGUGUACAAAGGUGUCUUGCCUUCCACAGGAACUGAAGUUGCUGUGAAGAGGAUCAUGCGAGGGCCAAUCCAAGGAAUGAGGGAAUUUGCGGCAGAAAUUGAAAGCUUAGGAAGAUUAAGACACAAGAAUUUAGUCAAUCUUCAAGGAUGGUGCAAGCAAAAGAAUGAUCUCCUUCUAAUCUAUGACUAUAUCCCUAACGGAAGCCUUGACUCACUCCUCUUCAAGCAAAGCCUUCUCUUGAACUGGGAACAAAGGUUCAACAUCAUCAAAGGCGAAGCUAACGGGCUGUUAUAUCUUCAUGAAGAUUGGGAGCAGGUGGUGGUCCAUAGAGAUAUCAAAACCAGUAAUAUUCUCAUCGAUGGAGAUUUAAAUGCUCGUUUGGGCGAUUUUGGCCUCGCUAGGCUAUAUGAUCAUGGUGAAGCAUCACACACGACCAACGUGGUGGGGACAAUUGGGUAUAUCGCACCAGAAUUGACUCGCACGGGAAAGGCAUCCACAAGCUCUGAUGUUUAUGCUUAUGGAGUUGUGCUUCUUGAAGUUGUCAGCGGGAGGAAAGCCGUUGGGCCAGGACAAUUCUUUUUGGUGGAUUGGGUUGUGGAGAAUCACAAUAUGGGUCAGAUUCUUGAAGUGGUUGAUCCAAAGUUGGGAUCAGUUUAUGUUGAGGAAGAGGUGGAGUUGGUUCUGAAACUGGGUCUUCUCUGUGCUCAACAUAAUGCAGAUUCAAGGCCCACCACGAGGCAAGUGAUGAGGUACCUAAUUGAUGACCCUCUGCCUGAUAUGGGAGAUUGGAGAAGACAGACAGAUUCAGGUAGUGGAAGAAUGAGUCUGGGUUUCUUAGAAAUUGUAUCUACAAGUACUUCCUCAACUUCAUAUAACAUAACCUCUAAUAGUGGCAUGAAUAGCAGGCCUAUCCAAGCUGGUAGAUAGCAUGUAUGAAUAUAUAUACUGUUCAUACAAUUUUUUGCCUCCUUUCUUUUAACUUCCCCAUAAUUUGUUCUGUGGACUUGAGUUAUAGUAAUCCCAACUUCAAUUUUUUCGUCUCUCUAAA